ACUACAGAGAAAGUUUUCAUCUUGUUUUUCAGGAUUGGUGGAUAAGUUGUAGAUAAGAAAGCAGCAGCAUGCCUCUCUAAAACCAUGUGUCCAUGUAUAAAAAGAAAAUCACAGAGAGUAGGGGGUCAGCUGACCAUAUCAAAGUGAACUGAAUGCUUAGUUUUUAUAUGAUCAGUAUUCUUGAGCAGUUAAUACACCUUUAUAAAAAUGUUAAUAGCUUUAAGUGGUCCUUAAGAUAGUCUUCUGGUAAAGAAUUUUAUGAUAUAUCCUGGCUAGACUUUCAUAAUAUGACAGGUAUGUGUUAAAUCAAUACUGGAACCCGUAUCUUCUCACCUUUGAGUAGUAAAUCUGUUUGUGUCUUGACCACUCAUUUAAAGGAGGUACAUUGUACUUCAUCUCUGGCAACACUUUCUUUCCACAGGCCAUGAAAAUCCCAACACCUUCUAGAGCCACAAAAGCACCGUGGGAAUUUGACUUUUGUAUUUAUAAUGGCAUCAUAGACAAGACAUCCCCAGACUUUUUAGCAUUCAAGCAACAUUUUCAUUUAGCUUGGGGAAGUAUUUUUUCUCUCUUGGAACACAUUGAGAAGUUUCUCAAGGACUAUGCAAUACCAGAAGUCAAAAUAAAAGGGAACAGUUUGGUAACCCUCCUUCCAGAGUUUGAGCUGAAGAAUAGACUUACCAGAUAUGACCUUCUCUCAGUGAUAGAAGACCCAGUUCACAUCCAGAUGAUGUUAAAUGUUCCAGGUCAGAGGUAUAAGGGCCAAGAUGGAAAGUUAGAAGCCGUCAUCAAGAUCCAAGCCACAUGGAAGUGCUACAGAGCAAGACAGUUCUUCCUCGCUUACCGGAAGCAGAAGUGGGCAUCAGGUGUGAUUGCCAUUGCUUGGCUUUUACACUGCCAUAAGACUCGACUGAGGAAGAUCCUGAUGGAAUCACGUCAAAGACACCUGGAGAAUUUCCGCAUUCGAGCCAAGCAUCUGGCAGCCAACUGGAAUCGCAUCAGGACCUCCAGGAGGACUAUUAUCCAUAUCCCAUCAUUAGGAUAUUCCCAGCCUGUGCGAAAGCAUAUUGCUGACAUGGACACACAGCAGAACAUGCAGCUGGGGAGGCUGUGUGACAUUUUCGAUGACAAUGUGAGCGUCAUCUACAUCUGCUCCCAUCACAUGGAUGACGAGUUACUGCUGUAUUACCAUAAAAUCCUGAGUCUACAGGCAGCUGUCAAAUCGGGGAACCCUGAGGCCAGAAGUGACCUGCAGGACAGGUUCAAAGUUAUCACCCCUGAAGCUGUAAACAUCUUCACUAUGAUAGAACAGCUGAGUCAGCUAAUCACUGAUCACCUGGAAAUCCAGCGCUGGAUCUUUAAAAUAAACGAUGAAUUUGGAGGAAACGGGACUGCAUUUUGUGACAUUUCCUCCCACCUAAAGUGCUACAAGUGGGCCCUAAAGGAGAACAGCAGAUAUAGUCAAGAAGAUUGGAGCAAGAAAUGGGCACAAGAGCCAGCUUUGGUGAAGAUCUCGGAGGAGCUGGCGGGCAUUUUAGCACAGCACGCACAGCCAGUCAAUGAGAAACGGUUCCCAACGUGGAGGAAAUUCCUCCAAACAUUUCUCAGUCAAGGGGGUGUGAUUGAAGCGUUCCCACCUGCAGGAAGUGUCACCAACCUGACGGUGGACAUGCUGAUAGAGCCCAACGGAGUAAUCAGGAUACUGUCAACAGGGGACCAGUUUCAUGCAGACGGCCCCUUGAUCUCCUCCGGCACCACCUUGCCUCAGACCUCAGUGGACCCCCAAGUUCUCCAUUCUAUGUGCCUCCAAAUUGGAAAUGCCUGUAAAAUGAGAGAUGUGGUUGGUUACUUCUCCAUAGACCUGGUGACUUUUAUCGAUCCAGUUACCAUGGAGCAGCAGGUGUGGGCAACAGACCUCGACCUCUCGUAUAGUGACCAGCUAGCCCUGACUCAGCUCACCUUAUACCUGACAAACGGCCAUCUGGAUUGCGGACUGAGCACCUUCGAAGUGCCCCGCUUUGUUCCCAAGAAAGAGAAAAUGAGCCGUCUUGAGAUCCUGGCAAUGCCGUCAUCAGCAACCAGUCGCUAUGCAGUAAUGACCACCCAGCUGAAGCACAACAACCUUUCCCUCGUUUUCCACUAUGUUCUUCUCCAGAUAUGUAAGGCCCAUGGCAUUGGCUAUGACAUUGAGGACAGACAAGGAACGGUUUUUAUAUUUUUUGAACACCUGAAGAGAGACAAGUUGGGAAUGUUAACAAUCGGGGAGGAUCUCCAGGGGGUCCUCGUGACCUUUGCUCGCAAUCUCUUCAUCAUCCAUCAAGAAAUAUCAUCACCUAAUAUGCAAGGCGAGACCAAUUUUAAGACCACGAUUGGAGAUGUUGAAACCAUUCUGGGAGUAACAGAGGAAAACAAAAUACGAUUUGAAGAAGAGCAGCAGUCUAAAGAUAAUAAAACCCUCCCUGAGCCUGAUAAGUGAUCCCGGGGUACGUUAUCAAUUUUGGAUCCUAGUCUGGAGCAAAAAAAAAGCAACAAUCUUUUUUGCUGUUGGGAAUAAAAAGCGGUAAGUUAGUUUGCUUUGUCUGCCAGGAGAUAAAUCAGAACUUGGUGAGAUUAUAAUGUAAUAAUUUUUUAAAAUUAUUUAUUAAGUGAUCUUGUUUUACUUAUUAAACCAAAUCCUAUUCGUGCAGUCA
Loxodonta africana (African savanna elephant) is the source of this 2690-nucleotide messenger RNA. It is a transcript of the gene IQCH, whose product is annotated as IQ motif containing H. The transcript has 12 exons. NCBI's taxonomy places the organism in Eukaryota, Metazoa, Chordata, Mammalia, Proboscidea, Elephantidae. The coding region runs from base 425 to 2476 and encodes 683 amino acids. The record is from RefSeq and is a predicted model, not a curated record. Gene Ontology annotation, molecular function: protein binding.